Messenger RNA from Anneissia japonica, 2819 nucleotides. RefSeq names its product PACRG-like protein. Lineage: Eukaryota; Metazoa; Echinodermata; Crinoidea; Comatulida; Comatulidae. Bases 173 to 946 code for a protein of 257 amino acids. The record is from RefSeq and is a predicted model, not a curated record. The transcript is spliced from 7 exons.
GCUAUGCAUUCUUUGUAACGCAGCAACACGAAGCUUAGGCAGUCUAUGCCUCCUCUGUUUCAUUGUAAAACUGCUGUUUAUUUGCAAACCUGUAUUUAUUUGGAUAUGUCGUAUAUGUAUGGAUACCCAUUAAGAAUGUUGCAUAUUGUAUGAGGACACAAAGUAAAUUAUAAUGUCCUCUUUCGGCCCACCGAGAUCAAGUUCUAGUAAAGCUAGGCCUACGACGAAUGCAAAAUCGAGCAGCCAGGUCAAAGCUAACCCAAGCGGCGAUACUCAUGUUGGGCCUGCUAGGUCUAGGCCUAGUGGCGGCAGUGCUAGCUCGGCACGAAGUACAGCAAAAUCAGCUUCUUCCACUGGUGUAACUCAUGUAAAACCGUCUCAGCGACUGAACCCCAAAACAGUGAAUCCUUUUGCAGAUGCAAAAAAGCCCAAAUCAGCUUUUGCCAGUGUGUACUCUAAUGGUGGGAUACCAUGCAGGCUAUCACAUGGCUCUGUUAAACACAAGUUACAGUGGAGUACAGACCCAAAUAUGUUAUCAUUUGAUCCUCUUUUGAUAACUCUAGCAGAGGGUCUUCAAGAGUUUAAGCAUCCCUAUAUGUUUGUGGCCCAGAACGGCUUCAGGGAGCUGCUAGAGGUUCCAGAUGCACAAGUCAAGGCCAUGCCUCUUCUCCCUCGUCUCAUCCCACCAAUAAGAGCUGCGUUUGCAUCCUCACAUGACUGUGUGUUCGAGGGCGCUUUAAAUGCUUUAGUACAGCUUAGUAACGUAGUUGGAGAUGGCAUGAUUCCCCAUCUCAAGUCUUUGCUAACACUGCUUUCUAAACAAGCCAUGAAUAAGGCAUGGAGAGAGAAAGUACUUACAGCAUUAAACUGCAUUGAGAAUGCUUGUGGAAAUGAAAGUGUGCCUAUAAUAAAAUCAAAGAUUCCAACAUAUUCUUCAUUAUAUUGAAAUUUGCAAUGAUGACAACCUAAGUGUAGCGAUCGAAGAUCAGUGACUGCUUUCAUAUAUGGUGUCUGUUGGCCUGAAGUUUAUGACUCCAAGUGAAGAUAGAGACAUGUUACAAACUGCUUUCACAUCGUAUCUGUCGAUUUGAUAUAAGGGUGAUGAUCCUAGUAAGGCUAGAAAUCAAAGACAUGUUGUUGUCUCCUUUGAUAUUGCCUGUCGGCUUAAGGAUAAUAAUCCAAGAAUAAUAGGUAGCAAUCCACGACAUAUUUGCUGACUGGUUGACGCGGUCUCUGUCGUCCAAAAAGUGAUAACCUCAUUAAAGGUAGCAGUCUAAGACAUGUUGCUUUGGUAAGAUGGCUGUUGACUUAAGGUCCCAAAUUAACCAAAUCUUUUGUACAUAUGGUAGAAACAUUGGAUAAUAUUUGUAACUUUUUCAAAAAAAUGAUAUCAGUUGCAUUGCGCAAACUGCACAGUUUAUUUGAAUGUAUUAUAGAAAUUUACAAUAAUAUGAAAUAAAAAAAGACAAUAAUUAGAGGUCAAAACAAGAAGAAAGAACAUUUCUUAUGUUCGACCUUUAAAAAAUAAGAAGAAAUAUAAAUAAAUAUACACAAUGUAUAUGUAUACAUAUAAGCAAAUAAUAAAUUAAAUUAAAUUAAAUAAAUAAAAAGAAUAAAUAAAAAAUAAUAGUAAAUAAAUAAAAUUUAAACAAUUAAAAAAAAUAUAGCAAUAUAAAUUGAAAUUGAAAUGGUUCAUGCCUUGAAAGUUGAUAUAUUACUAUGCACUGUGCUGCCAUUUUAGUAUUUAUAUUACAUAUCCUAAUUUGUGGAAGCGCAGAAGUUGGCUCUUAAAUUUAAUGUGAUGGACUCGAUUCUCAAACUGUUAAAUGUAUUUAUAUAUUGCCUUUUUUUUGUAUGGUUACAUAGUGCUUGGAUUAACUCAUUCCCAUCACCUUCCACUCCCACUCCAAGGGGUCAAAUCCACAACAGGUACUGGAUUACACUGGGGCUAUGGUUUAUAGUCCUUAUCCAAGAAGACUUGGUCCUACUACACACAUACCAUGAGCAAGAAGCAUCUCAAAACAACACAAAAUAUAAGGAUCUGGGUUAAGGUGCCCUGUACAUUUGUGUGCAUGUCUACUGCUCAAGAUGACCAACCAAUUGGUGUCCAAUUUGCAUCAUUAGUGAGCUUUCAAUUGUACGACGACGGUAGGACGUAAUGACGUCACUAAACGUCAUUUGCGCAUGCUAGAACGUUAAGGUCACCUCGUCGAGUAGAUUCUGGAACACAAUUUGGCCAAAUCUACGUGUGCAGAGAACGUAGGACGCCAGGUAGGAUGGUCACGCAUGAGUGAUUCCGUUCUAGAAUCGUGUCGUCGCACAAAUCGAAAGCUCCCUCAUAUCAACCGAGGAGUAUAAAUAAGUAUCUCGUAGUAUGAUACUUUUUAGUCUUGAAUGCAUUUGGUUUAUGCUGAAGCAUCAUCAAUUAAUUUUUCCCAGGGUUGUCCAUUGUGUAUGGUUGUAAGGCCCUGUUUCCAUAACAUCGCUGCACUGUCGUUACAGUGUUUUUUCCUUCAAUUAUCAUUAUACGAUACUGUAUAGCUGUCCUUGACUACCCCAGAUAUACCCUAAUGGACAACAAUAACAGUUUUGUAUGAGUAAUGACAUCCAUUUUAACAAAGGAAUUGCUUUUUCGGUCACAACGUUUAUUAAAUACGUCCCUUCAUUAGACUAUAAUGAUGUAUAUAUAUUAGAUAAUGUUUUGGUACAACUAUACUUUACAUAAUGCUAAAUUGCCUAAUGCCUUUCUUGGUGUAAUAUUUCUUCAAUCAUUUGUGUUUUUGCCAAAUAAAUGAAUGAAUGGUCAUACUGAGGCAGUA